Molecule: messenger RNA, 6501 nt
Organism: Oncorhynchus masou masou (cherry salmon)
Lineage: Eukaryota; Metazoa; Chordata; Actinopteri; Salmoniformes; Salmonidae
Product: myotubularin-related protein 1-like
Exons: 18
Coding region: 3321-5354 (677 amino acids)
Biological process (GO): phosphatidylinositol dephosphorylation
Cellular component (GO): membrane; cytoplasm
Molecular function (GO): phosphatidylinositol-3,5-bisphosphate 3-phosphatase activity; phosphatidylinositol-3-phosphate phosphatase activity
Source: RefSeq, a predicted model, not a curated record
ACAUAAAAUGUGCUGGGCUGUACGCACUACCUUCUGUUGUGCCUUGCAGUCGGAGGCCGACCAGUUGCCAUACCAGGCGGUGAUGCAACUAGUCAGGAUGCUCUCGAUGGUGCAGCUUUAGAACCUUUUGAGAAUCUGAAGACCCAUGCAAAAUCUUUUUAGUUUCCUGACGGGGAAUAGGCUUUGUUGUGCCCUCUUCACGACUGUCUUGGUGUGUUUGGAUCGUUCUAGUUUGUUGGUGAUGUGGACAGCAAGGAACUUGAAGCUCUCAACCUACCCCACUACAGCCCCGUUGAUGAAAAUGGGGGCGUGCUUGGCCCACUUUUUCCUGUAGUCCACAAUCAUCUCCUUUGUCUUGAUUAUGUUGAGGGAUAGGUUGUUAUCCUGGCACCACACUGCCAGGUCUCUGACCUCCCUACAGACUGUCUCAUCGUUGUCGGUGAGCAGGCCUACCACUGUUGUCGUCGGGAAACUUAAUGAUGGAGUUGGAGUCGUGCUUGGCCAUGCAGUCAUGGGUGAACAUAGAGUAUAGGAGAGGACUGAGCACACACCCCUGAGGGGCCCCAGUGUUGAGGAUCAGCGUGGCAGAUGUGGUGUUACCUACCCUUACCACCUGGGGGUGGCCCGUCAGGAAGGCCAGGAUCCAGUUGCAGAGGGAGGUGUUUAGUCCCAGGGUCCUUAGCUUAUUGAUGAGCUUUGAGAGCACUAUGGUGUUGAAAGCUGAGCGGUAGUCAAUAGCAUUCUCAAUAGCAUGUUCUUUUUUUCCAGGUGGGAAAGGGCAGUGUGGAGUGCAAUAGAGAUCGCAUCAUCUGUGGAUCUGUUGGAGUGGUAUGCAAAUUGGAGUGGGACUAGGGUUUCUGGGAUAAUGGUGUUGAUGUGAGCCAUGACCAGCCUUUCAAAGCACUUCAUGGCUACAGAUGUGAGUGCUACAGGUUGGUAGUCAUUACCUUGGUGUUCUUGGGCACAGGGACUAUGGUGGUCUGCUUGAAACAUGUUGAUAUUACAGACUCAGUCAGGGACAGGUUGAAAAUGUCAGUGAAGACACUUGCCAGUUGGUCAGCGCAUGCUCGGAGUACACGUCUUGGUAAUCCGUCUGGCCCUGCGGCCUUGUGAAUGUUGACCUGUUUAAAGAGCUUGCUUACAUUGGCUACAGAGAGAGUGAUCACACAGUUGUCCAGAACAGCUGGUGCUCUCAUGCAUGCUUAAGUGUUACUUGCCUCGAAGUGCGCAUUGAAGUCAUUUAGCUCGUCUGGUAGGCUCGUGUCACUGGGAAUCUCGUGGCUGUGCUUCCCUUUUGUAGUCUGUAAUAGUUUGCAGGCCCUGCCACAUCCAACAAGAAUCUGAGCCGGUGUAGUAGGAUUCAAUAUUAGUCCUGUAUUGACGCUUUUCCUGUUUGAUGGUUCGUCGGAGGGCAUAGCGGAAUUUAUUAUAAGUCCCGCUCCUUGAAAGUGACAGCUCUACCAUUUCGUUCAGUGCAGAUGUUGCCUGUAAUCCAUGGCUUCUGGUUGGGGUAUGUACUGUGGGGACGACGUCAUCGAUGCACUUAUUGGUGAAGCCAGUGACUGAUGUGGUGUACUCCUCAAUGCAAUCGGAAGAAUCCCAGAACAUAUUCCAGUCCUGUAGCUUAGCAUCUGCGUCAUCUGACCACUUCCAUAUUGAGCAAGUCACUUCUUGCUUCAGUUUUUUCUUUUAACGUGGGACUUUUACUCGGGGACUCCCCCCAUAAACUUCAAAAGUGUUUCCCCUCAAAUGGUAUCAAGAAUAUGCAUAUUCUUGCUUCAGGUCCUGAGCUACAGGCAGUUAGAUUUGGGUAUGUCAUUUUAGGUGAAAAUUGAAAAAAGAGUCUGAUCCUUUAGAGGUUUUAAGCAGGAAUUAGGAGGAAAGAGUUAUGGUCCGAUUUGCCAAAUGGAGGGUGAGGGAGAGCUUUGUGCAUGUCUCUGUGUUUGGAGUAAAGGUGGUCUAGAGUUUUUUUUGACUCUGGUUGUACAUGUAACAUGCUGGUAGAAAUGAGGUAAAACUGAUUUAAGUUUCCCUGCAUUAAAGUCCCUGGCUACUAGGAGCGCCGCCUCUGGAUCAGCAUUUUCUUGUUUGCUUAUGGCCUUAUACAGCUGGUUGAGUGCGGUCUUUGUGCCAGCAUCGGUUUGUGGUGGAAAAUAGACGGCUAUUAGUGAUGUGAUUUGAUUUUAAGGUUUAACAAAAUGUUUACAAAAAACUGACCCAUUUUAAGGUCAACCCUGUAAUGUGAACUGAUCACUCAUUUUAAUAUGGUGAAAUUAUUAAUUUGUAAAUAUUAUUUUCAAAAUUAACGUUGGAACAACAAUCACAUUGUAAAUGCAGGUAAGCUGGUUCUACUCUUUCUGGCAAACUUCUGGUGUUUUGUGGUAGAAAACUAAGCUUGCAUUUAAUUGCCCCUCCAUCUUGCACACAAUAAGCUUCCAUUUCUCCUCUCACACUGGGAUUUUUGGAUGAAUUAAGAUGAAAUCGUCAACCAUUUUACUUUAUUUGGCACUUAAUACAGGCAUUUUUUAUUUAAUCUUUUGAGAUGGGAAAAUGUGUUGUUUAUUAAGUUGAACAUUGCUCUAUAUAACCGAAUGUUAAAUUAUGUUAAAUAAACUUACAUUACCGAAAUGGGGCUGAUUUCGUGGAACGACCCAGUGACCUUUGACGUGAUCAAUAUGUUUAAUAUGGGGGAUACGUCAGGUGCUACAUCAGGCUAUAUGUUGUAGUAACCUCUUAUGAUCAAGGCUAUGAAUUUUCCAUGCUUACUAUAAAAUCGCUACACCCUUUUACAUUUUCCUGUCUAUGCAUGUGUUGCUGAUGAGGCUGGUUUAUGCCAUUUGCCCUCAGCCAGUCGUUAGUUACAAUAGGCAACAUGUAGUAAGCCUCUUGUGACCUAUUUUUGCAAGAACACUAACAAUGUAAUAACCAUUUAUUGGAAGCAGGCCUCAAAUUUAUCCUCAAUUUAUGUGUUGCUGAAGCUGGUUAGUAAGGAUGUGAGCAUUUUGGGUGAUCUUAAUGGUUCGCCUGGGCAAGGUGUGUGCUAUCCUGCUCCAGGGUUGAGCUCACUGACUGCUUCCUCAAAUCUGCAAAAUAAACAUACCGGCUCUAUUUCAUUAACAGAACGAGACUCGGAAGCUAGCGAACAUCCGUAUUCUCUCUCUUGCUGUGAGCUAGCUAGCGGAAGAGUCCGUCUCAUCCGUAUAAAAACAACGUCAAUUCUUAAACACGUUGCCGCCACACAGAUUUUGUCGACAUUCAGAAAGGAAGCAUAUUUGAUCCGUCAUCUAGCGGGAAGGAAGCGGGGUUGAGUGGAGACUAAAAUGGAAAAGCACUCGGUUGGAGGAGGAGAUAGCCCUGCGUUGCCGGGAGUACCGAAUCGAAACAACCAGCCACGAACGCUGGCCAACUCUGGAUCGACACAGGCUAGCGUGGAGUCAUUGGACAGUCCUACAGGUUCUCAUGUGGAGUGGUGUAAGCAGCUGAUAGCAGCCACCAUCUCCAGCCAGAUAUCAUCCAUAACCCCAGACACUGCAUCCAGAGACUUCAAGGUUGGGAGAAGGACAGAUCUCCCAAGGGUGUCCAAGAGGCCUGUUCUCAGGGCUCUCAGAGACGGAACCAAGCAGGUCCAGAUGGACGAGGUUCCACUGGUUCCGGGAGAGACCAUCAAGGCUGUGGCCAAGGAUGUGAUGUACAUCUGUCCCUUCACUGGCUUGGUGACAGGAACCCUCACCAGCACCGACUAUAAACUAUACUUUAUCAGCCUGGAGAGGGAUACUCCCUUCAUCCUGGAUGUGAACCUGGGAGCGAUCAGUCGUCUCGAGACCAUCAGUGUCCAGAGUCAUGGAGAGAACACACAGGGCAUGGAGAUAGUCUGUAAGGACAUGCGUAGUCCCCGGUUUGCCUAUAAGAAGGAGGACGCCAGCCAACCAGAGAUAGUGGAGGUUCUAACAAAACACACCUUCCCCCUAUCAAAUGGCCUGCCCUUGUUUGCCUUCCUGUAUAAGGAGAAGUUUCUUGUGGACGGAUGGAAGGUGUACGAUCCCAUAUCUGAGUACAAGAGACAGGGUCUUCCCAACGAGAGUUGGGCCAUUAGUAAGAUGAACAGUAGUUAUGAGGUGUGUGACACCUACCCUGCCCUGCUGGUCAUCCCCACCAGCAUCAAGGACGACGACCUCAAACGAGUUGUGGCCUUCAGGGCCAGGCACCGCAUACCGGUAUUGUCAUGGAUCCACCCGGAGAGCCAGGCCACUAUAGUCCGUAGCAGUCAGCCUUUAGUGGGACCCUCUGACCGGCGCUGUAAGGAGGACGAAAGAUACCUCCAGACCAUCAUGGAUGCUAACGCACAGUCUCACAAACUCACCAUAUUUGAUGCCCGACAGAGCAGCGUGGCAGACAACAACAAGGCUAAGGAUGGUGGUUAUGAGAGUGAGAGUUUCUAUCCCAACGUGGAACUCAACUUCCUGGAGAUCCCCAACAUCCACGUGAUGAGGGAGUCACUGAGGAAACUGAAAGAAGUGGUCUACCCUAGUACAGACGAGGCCCACUGGCACUCUGCAGUCGACCAGACACACUGGCUAGAGUACAUGCGGGUUCUCCUUGCGGGUGCAGUGCGUAUAGCUGACAAGCUGGAGUCUGGUAAAACCUCUGUGGUGGUCCACUGUAGUGAUGGGUGGGACCGGACAGCCCAGCUCACCUCUCUGGCCAUGCUGAUGCUGGACAGCCACUACCGCACCCUCAGGGGCUUCCAGGUACUGCUGGAGAAGGAGUGGAUCAGCUUCGGACACAAGUUCGCCGCGCGUGUGGGCCAUGGGGAUGAGAACCAUGCGAACUCGGAGAGAUCACCUCUCUUCAUCCAAUUUAUAGACUGUGUCUGGCAGAUGACCCGACAGUUCCCUGCAGCAUUUGAGUUCAAUGAGUUGUUCCUAAUCACCAUUCUGGACCACCUCUACAGCUGUCUCUUUGGUACGUUCCUCUACAACAGCGAACAGGAGAGAGUCGUCAAUGAAGUCCAGGCCAAGACAGUCUCUUUAUGGUCCUACAUCAACAGUCAACCAGAGGACUUCACCAACCCGUUCUACGUGGACUAUAAGCACCACGUCCUGUACCCUCUGGCUAGUGUCCGACACCUGGAGCUGUGGACCGGGUAUUACGUGCGAUGGAACCCUCGUAUGAGGCCGCAGAUGCCAGUGCACCAGAACCUGAAGGAGUUGAUGUUCCUGAAGGCUGAGUUACAGAGGAAGGUUGAAGAGUUACAGCGAGAAGCAUCUUCAUCACACGGCUCUCUUUCCUCUUCAUCAGAACACACAUCAUCACCCUCACACAGCGGGGGCACGCCCCUACACACCACCGUCUGAAUACGCACACAUACCCCUACCAGCACGUUUGUCUUUGUAUUCCCCUAGUUUUUCCACAGGUGUUUUUAUCAUAGAGAAAAUAAGUACACACUUGUAACAAAGUUUCGUUCUUGGUUGUAUUCAAAUAAGAGAAAAGAUAUAGGGUAAUGUAAUUGUUGAAAGAAAUAUUACAGUAUUGAGAGAAAUGCACCAUAAUAUUUUGUCAAACGUUGAAAGUGUAAAUAUAAAUAGAUGUAACUAAUAUAUUUAUACCUACCAAAAGUAUACUCUUUACAAAUGACAACAAUUUCUAAUUGAGUUGAAUUCAUAUUUCUAAACUAUCAACAGCACUUCUUAACAGCCACAUUCCAGUAAGCAUGUAUUAUCAACUCAAUGGCAGCCUAUUCCCUAUAGUGCACUACUUUUGACCGGGACCUAUGUCGGGAAUAGGGUGCCAUUUGGAGUGUAGACUGAAAAAGAUCUCUAUCUCUCUGUACUAACUUAACCUGAUCCAGCUGUGCCAUAACAAUUCCUCUAAUAUAAUGUCCCCCCCCCUUCCUGUCCGUCCGUUUAAUGUGCGCUGACUGGAGGUUUACCUUUUUGUGUAUGUUGUGUUCCUAUCAACACGUUCCAUUGAAAGUCUCUGUGCACGUGUUUUUUUUUUUACGUAAUUUUUUUCCUAUUCAAUGUGUGUUUCAUUUCUAUGCAAUGGUGAUAUCCAUAUGAUCUGUAUUAUAUAUUGUAUUCUUGUUAUCUUUGGUAUUCCUUUGUGACUUUUCUUUCAUUGUGGUAACGCCAAAUCCUUAUUUUAGGUUACCAUUUGCACAAAGAUGCUCUCCUUGCCCUCUGCCGACGUUAAUCAAUGGUAAUGUGGUCUGAGCUCACAUCCCCUUUGUGUCUUUGAAGACACACUGCAGCAAUACUGCCAUCCUGUGAUACCCAUAUCCUUUUCCUUGAGGAUUAGAUCAAUAUCAUUUACGUCUAACUAAUCUUAAUGUCUUCGAUAUUGUGUAUGGUUCCUACUGUAUUAUGGUGGUUGUAACUUUUUCCUGUGUCAUGUGAUGGUUAUAACCACUGUUUCCUGUGUCAAGCUUAUGUUCUCAUUUACUGUGCUGCAACUUCAUUGAACUUUUCUGUGGUAAAUGUGAUUAUUUUCCAAUUAUUGUAA